AACAACUUAAGGCAGAAUUAAAGGCUAGGCGGCGGUUGAGAGGAGGGACCAAGGGUAGGGAUCGGUCCCUCCUCUAGCUACACAAUAUAGAUCUUCAGUAGGACAGACGAAUUUCUUGAUCCACUCUACGAUUCCUUCAUCUUCUGCACUAAGUGACGUUUAUUUUUACUUUAUUUAUUUAUUCUUUUUGAAGACAGACCCCUAGCUGCUGCCUCACAAAGGCAUCCAGUUCCCUGCGGCAGCGUCUCGCACACCCUCAACACAGACAGGAAGUCCUCCUUUCUAAUGUCUCCUAACUACUGAGGCUGACUUCACACUUCAGACCGCAAAGGCAUUGUCAGCUUCUCCGACUCGCGGAACAGAACGCGCUUCGUCCCAGAGAGGCGCGCAAUUAACCCAGGCUGGAAGGCUGUAUUUCGUGCACGCGUGCGUCCGCGCCUUCCUCCCCACCCCCGCGCUGCCAGUAGGUCAGGACCUCGCGUUCAUCUUCAAUCUACCCUAGCAAGUGCUAUACUCCCUUGUGGUCCCGCAGGCUCCCAAGGGUUCGCCUAUUUCGCAUCCCACCCCACCCCCCAGCCUACAGUCGAGUCCUGCAGCACAAACUUCCGGCAAUUACAGCAGGAGCAAGGAAAAUUGCAGCUACGCCGAGCGGGGAGCAGCUGAAGCGCAGAUUCACCACUAGGCUCCCGGCGCUGACACCGAUGUGGAAAGACGCGAGCUGGGGCACCGAGGGAUGAGGGGAACUCGGUGUCGAUGGGCCCUACCUACCUUCGGAAUACACCUCAAGCACCUGAAGGUAGUCGGAGCCCCCAGCAAUGGAUAAAUUCGUCAUUCGAACGCCUAGGAUCCAGAAUAGCCCGAAGAAGAAACUCGGGGAAAAGGUUUACAAGCAAGCCACGAUUGAGUCUUUGAAGAGAGUUGUGGUUAUAGAAGACAUAAAAAGAUGGAAAACUAUGUUGGAGCUUCCUGAUCAAACCAAAGAAAACCUCGUUGCUGCCUUACAAGAAUUAAAGAAGAAAAUACCCUCCAGGGAGGUGCUGAGCUCGACAAGGAUAGGUCAUGCUGUGAAUAAGAUGCGCAGGCACUCGGACCCAGAGGUGGCGGGUCUGGCCAAAGAAGUUUACACUGAGUGGAAGACUUUCAUUGAAAAACAUUUGGACAGACCUUCUAUUGAAGUCCGGAGUGAUCCAAAAACUGAGUCAUUUAGAAGAAAUGCCCAGAAAUUACUUUCCGAAGCCUUGGAAUUGAAGAUGGAUCACCUACUGGUUGAAAAUAUUGAGCGGGAAACGUUUCAUCUCUGCUCCCGGCUCAUUAACGGGCCCUACCGGAGGACCGUGCGCACUCUGGUCUUCACAUUAAAGCACCGAGCUGAGAUCCGGGAGCAGGUGAAGAGCGGGGCGCUGCCGGUCGGCACGUUUGUACAGACCCACAAAAAGUGACCCGAGGACGGGCCCAGCGCUGGGCCUCGCUCCACCAUUCAAAGACUCUUUUGAGUUUGGGUGAUGCGGAUGUUGGCUGUGCUGGAUAUUCCCAUGGUGCCAUUCCUUCAGACAGAAUGUGGGGAGCCCUGGGAGAUAGGCCUGUGGGAGCGGCUUCAUUAGCUGCCUUACGCUGGCGCUGCCUGACGGGACGAACAGGGCUGUCACUGGGAAGCGCCAUCCAGUUGCCAUCACCCAGCACAAUGGAAGGGUGACAGGUUUCACUGUGAGCUUGCCAAGGACACCUCUAAACUCCCCCAUGUCAGGCAGAUGAAGUUACCACUUUAUUUCGCCACCCUGCAGGUAACUGAAACUCAAUUACCGCUGCUCCUCACUCUGUUCCAUCCCCCUGAGUUUAGACAGCUCCAAUGCCUCUCAGAACUCCCCCGUCUGCUCUCUUUGCUCUACCCCAGGGGUGAGCCCACUGGAGCCUGCGACCAGCCCUGCUUGCCUUCGCUCACUUAUCUGAGCCUUUCAGCUCUCCCAGGAAGACCUUCGGGGAUGGGCUCCUGAGCCCCCAUGCUGAGGCUUCUAAUGAGGAGCUGGCCUGAAGCUUCCCUGCACCUCAGGGUUCAUUUGAAUACAGGCUCUGUUGAAGAUGCAUAAUGAAAUUUCUCUUGCAGUGACUUACUGCAGUAAGAAAAAAAUGCAUACGUGAAGAUUUUCAAUGAAAUACAUCUAUACAUGUCUGCUUGGAUGAUUAUGUAAAUAGCGCUUGCUCUUUAAAAAGUAAUAAUGAACUGAGAUGUACUAAACAAGAGGUAUAGUUUCCUCCUGAAUCACACUGCCGAGCUGAGCGGGACUGCUCCUGCACUAAUCCCAGCACUCAAGCACUGAGGCCAGUUUGGGCUAUGUAGUGAGUACCAAGCUAGUUGGAGCUACAUAACAAGACUGUGUCUCAAAAGGGGGUGGGGGAGGAGCUUGGAGCAGGGAAACAGAAAGAGUGUGGACAGAGUAAAUGGGUUAGAAAGGAUGCAGUUGGUAAAGCUAAUGGGACAAGAACUGGAGGGAGGCCAGGUUGGUGGCCCACAACUUUUAUCCUAGCACUUUGGAGGCAGAGGCAGGCCAGCCUGGUCUACACAGUGAAUUCCAAGAUAGCCUGGGCUACAUAGUGAGAUCCUGUCUCAAAACACACACAAACACAUACACAGAAUCUGAAAAGAAUAGCAAGACCCAAGGAAGGCUGUAAACUGAAGUGUGUGGAAGAAAGCAGGUUUCCAGGAUAAAGGGAAGGGGCAGAGGGAGGGUGAAGAAAAUGUUCAAAGGAAAGGGAUUGUUUGCAAAGCAAGGAUGGAAAGCCAGGGGCUGAUGGUGUCCACCUUGCAAGUGUUACUUGGUCUGGGGUGACUGGUGUGGGGCUUGUAGUACAACCCUGCUCAUUUCUCUUGCCCAGCUGGAUCUGUCAAGGAGUUGUGCUCUUGCUACCCCAGGGCAGGAUUGGGGGUGGGGUGCUGGCUUGUGGAGGGAGGGCCAAUGCUGCUCAAGCAGGGAAGUGAAGCUCGACCAUGGCUACUCUGGAGUCAGUAUGAAGUGAGCAGAACAGGAUGGGGGAAGGCUGCGGGGAGUGGUAGCCACGUGUUGGGGGGCGGCACCGUGUAGGAAGUGACCAUGGUGGACCCAGGCAGCUUCCCGCUUCCUGCUAAAACUUUGGGGGGAGAACUCUCUUCCCCAGAAGUGUUCCAACUCUUGUAUGACAGAAGCCCUCGGAUGAUCCUUGAUCAUUUCACACCAUUAUGCCUUCUGCAUAGGGUCUUACAUACAUUUUGGGGUGGGUUAAGGGUCUGACAGCAGAUGCUUUCUAUUGGCUUGGUCUGAGAUGUUAGGAAUGCCUCAUCUGCAUGUGGAAGGACUUGGGAUGCUGCACCUACGUGACCAGUCCUCUCCAAGGGGUGUUGUGGUCGCAUGGCAGGAGCCUGGUCUGGAACAGAUGAAGCACCUACUGUCCUCUGGUAUGAGGUGCUGUGGCUUCCGAACCCACUCAACCUUACCAAGUUUCCUGGCGUGGUCCAUUGUCCCAUAGAUAACCAUAAGUACAAUUUCUCUUCCUUUCAAAUAUUCUGCAGGUCUAGGUCUAUAGCUCAUGGCAGAGCACUUGCCUCGCUUGUGCAAGGCCCUGAGUUUGUUAGAUCCCCAGUGCCUUGUUUCCCUGGUCACCUUCACAGUUAUUUCCCGUGUUUGUUGUGAGGUGGGGUGGUCUUGUCACAUAGCCCACACAGGCCUGAAACUUGAGCUGCCCCUGCCUCAGCCUCUUAAAUGUUGGGAGGCUUUUUAAUUAAAUCUUACUUGUU
Messenger RNA from Mastomys coucha (southern multimammate mouse), 3766 nucleotides. It is a transcript of the gene Tceanc2, whose product is annotated as transcription elongation factor A N-terminal and central domain containing 2. Gene Ontology annotation, cellular component: nucleus. Lineage: Eukaryota; Metazoa; Chordata; Mammalia; Rodentia; Muridae. Gene Ontology annotation, biological process: DNA-templated transcription. The record is from RefSeq and is a predicted model, not a curated record. The coding region runs from base 816 to 1439 and encodes 207 amino acids. The transcript is spliced from 5 exons.